This is a messenger RNA of Darwinula stevensoni, 597 nucleotides long. The record is from the annotation of a GenBank genome assembly. NCBI's taxonomy places the organism in Eukaryota, Metazoa, Arthropoda, Ostracoda, Podocopida, Darwinulidae.
CAACUUGCACCAUUGUUGAUGGAUAACGAUGCGGUCAUCUGGGCAACAAAGGGUUUGGAAUUGAAUACUGGCAAGUUGCUGCAUCAGGUGCUCGAAGAAGAACUACCCCAGUGCAGUGCUUACGGUGUGGUAUCAGGGCCGACCUUUGCGGCUGAAGUGGCACGUGGUUUGCCCACAGCGAUGACAGUAGCCGCCAACCGUCCAGUAUUGGCACAAGCGGUUGCUGCUGCUUUUCAGGCAUCUAAUUAUCGUGCUUACAUCAGUGCUGAUGUUAUCGGUGUGGAAUUGGGUGGAGCGAUUAAGAAUGUCCUGGCGAUUGCCGCCGGUAUUUCGGAUGGCUUGGGUUUCGGUGCGAAUGCUCGUGUUGCCAUUGUGACCCGUGGUUUGGCAGAAAUCAUGCGUCUGGGUGUGAAAUUGGGCGCACAGCCAGAAACCCUGAUGGGUUUGGCGGGCGUCGGCGAUUUGGUGCUGACCUGUACGGACAAUCAGUCGCGUAACCGGCGUUUGGGGUUAGCACUGGGGCAGGGUAAAGACCGUGAUGCGGCGAUUGCUGAAAUCGGUCAGGCAGUGGAAGGGGCGAAGUCAGCACUUUCCAUU